AUGUUUCUCUUCUCGCAGAUUCAGAAGUACGUGGCCAAGACGUCGAACAAAGUGCAGCUGAAGGUGGACGAUGGAGAGAAGGGGCGGUUCCUGCAGGCGAGCUGCGCCUUGAAGGCAGGCGAAGUGAUCCUGUCGGAGAGGCCCAUCUUCGAAGGUAACACCACGGGCACGAGAAGCCAGAAAGUCUACUGCGAGGCAUUUCUGGAGAAGCAGCUGUCACCCCGCAACUCUUCCAAGGGUGGUGGCUUGGAGGAGCUGCCCGAAUUUGAGGAGUGCUUUCAUCCACGAAGUCCUCUCAUUGAUUGCAUUGCGGGCGUGCUGUUGUGCAAGAAGCGUGCAAAAAAUGAGGCUCUGGAGCAGGACACGCGAGAAGCAGCUAAGAUCCAGCUGCAGAAGCUGUGUUCCCUGUGUCGAAGCACUGCUCAGUCAGAAGCCAACCAUCGGGAGUGUGCGGAGGACUUGUGGGGUGCCUUGCGGAAGGACUUUCAGGAGCUGACAUCAAUCGAGGAGCUGACAUACAUCCUCCAGAUCCUGAGCAGCAAUCGCUUCGGAUACAGCGAGCAGAGCAUGGAGCUGAUGUUUGCAGGCAGCAUGUUUGAGCACUCCUGCCUGCCGAAUUGCUUCUUGGGGACAUGGCAGACCAAAGAUGGAGAAGCGGGUACACAAACUUACCGUGCCCUCCGUGACAUCAAAGCGGGCGAAGCUUUGUCUAUCGACUACCUGAACUUCCCUGCUGGUUAUUGCCCGGCAGCUGCACGUGCAAAGGCAUUGCAAGGAUGGGGAUUUUCAUGUACAUGCCCCAGGUGUGUGUCCUUGCCGGAGGUGGAACGCAGCUUUGUUUGUCCUGCCUGUGGCGAGCCCCAGCUUUGCCCAAGCCAUCCGAACAGCUCAGGGAUGGGCUGCCUAUCUUGCGGCAAGGCUCCAGAGGCCGACUACGUCGCUCGAUGUAUAGACCGCGAGGCCAAAUUGGCACAAGCUCAUUCCCGUAGUCCGGCCGCGGAUGACGAUGCCUUGCAGGCUGACGACGAGGAAGAAAGCUUACUCGGAUUUCAUCAUCAUUUGGUCUUCCAGGCUUUGUGGCAAGAAGCAGAGCAGGGCCUGCCAGAAGGGGAAGACCUGCCAGCCUUCCAGCAAAUCUUGGAGGCGUUGAUCGAAAGCAUCUCCAGCGUGUGCAGACGCAAAGAGCAUCCCGCUAUGCUGGACUUCUACCACAUGGCCGCGCUGUCCACGCAUGAAGACUUGGAGGUGCAGAAGAAGUACCUGGAACAUGAACAUUGCAUUUUGCCUGGCUCUCGGAGAAGGGGAAAUCAGAGGAAGUCCGAGGCUCUGGGAAGAUUUGCCUUCGCCGUCCGGACGGAAUCACAAGCUGUUUAUGGAUUAUAA
Messenger RNA from Symbiodinium sp. CCMP2456, 1383 nucleotides. The record is from the annotation of a GenBank genome assembly. NCBI's taxonomy places the organism in Eukaryota, Dinophyceae, Suessiales, Symbiodiniaceae.